Molecule: messenger RNA, 6385 nt
Organism: Pipistrellus kuhlii (Kuhl's pipistrelle)
Lineage: Eukaryota; Metazoa; Chordata; Mammalia; Chiroptera; Vespertilionidae
Gene: RAPGEF5
Product: Rap guanine nucleotide exchange factor 5
Exons: 26
Coding region: 63-2723 (886 amino acids)
Biological process (GO): positive regulation of GTPase activity; Ras protein signal transduction
Cellular component (GO): plasma membrane
Molecular function (GO): guanyl-nucleotide exchange factor activity
Source: RefSeq, a predicted model, not a curated record
CGCGCCCUCUCGCUGCCGGGAGAAGCCACGGGAGCUGCGGGCGCCGCGGCCGCCGCCGGGGCAUGAGGAUGGCCGUGGGCUCCGUCAAGAUGCAGCCGCCGCCGUGCGAGAGCCCGGCGCUGGCCCGGGCGGUGGCGGCGGCGGCGGCGGACAGCGCCCUGCGCCGCAGCCCCAGCGCCCGCGAGCCCGAGCCCGAGCCCGAGCAGCCGCCCGCCCCGCCGCGGCCGCGGCUGCGGGACCUGCCGGCGCUGCUGCGGAGCGGGCUCACGCUGCGGAGGAAGCGGAGCGUCGGCGGCGGCGGCCGGACUCUCCAGAGAAGGAUUUCCAAUCCAUACCUCGAGCACACUUCUUCCCAGAUUUAUGGGGAGAAUUCUUCUUGUGCAGGAAGAGCACUGAGGAAUAUCAUUAUCGUCCAGGCAGCUGAUCUGAUCAAGGACAGAGUGAACCUCAAGGGAUUUUACAGGCGAAGCUGUGUUGGAUCAGAACUGGUCGACUGGCUUCUGGAACACUGUCCUUUCAUCCAGUGCAGAUCCACGGCCAUAGGGGUCUGGCAGCUCCUACUGGACAUGGGGAUUCUGUCAUCAGUGGAUCAGCAUUUAUACUUUCAGGACACCUACGUUUUCUAUCAGUUUUCAUCUGAUGAAUGUAGCUAUCUAUACUGUGAGUUCGAACGAGAAGAAGAAUGGCAAAAUGGUGUCAAAAUGUUACUGCAGCUUGUGCCUGUCAUUCGCACCAGAGCUGGCCUCUGUGAACUGUCUCAUCGGAAAAUCGAAGACUCGGAAGAAAGCAGUGAUGAAAUUCUUGCGCGUCUAACGUCUGCUGUGCAGAGAGAGCUAGCAGCUGUCAUUGCUUUGAAAGCAAAGAAGUCUGCAAUUGAACAAGACGAGGAGAGCAGUGACAAGCACAUACCCACGGCAGAAGCUGACAGUGAUCCAGAUCCUCAGGCAGGGGUGAUGUGCAAGCUUCAGGGAAGAGAGGACAUCGGGCGCAUUGAGCUGGUCCAGAAGCUGGCGCGGGAGAACUGUCAGUUUUUGCAGACGGACAGAAAAGAACAGGACAAAUCUGAACAGCAGGAUGGUGAGGUGACCACAGUCAGGGAGCAGGAGCAGAGCGUCCUGGUGCUGAGGAAGGUGCAGCGCAGAGGCCCGGCCCCCCCAGGAGGGAGCGCUGACAGCGAUUGGAGAUACGUGGUCGUGUCCGGGACCCCCGAGAAGAUCUUGGAGCAUCUUUUGAAUGACUUGCACCUGGAAGAAGUCCAGGACAAAGAAACAGAGACCCUCCUGGAUGACUUCCUCCUCACCUACACCGUCUUCAUGACCACGGACGACUUGUGCCAGGCGCUGCUGAGACACUAUUCUGCCAAGAAGUAUCAAGGCAAAGAAGAAAACUCAGAUGUUCCUCGUCGGAAACGCAAAGUCUUGCAUCUUGUCUCCCAGUGGAUUUCUCUGUACAAAGACUGGCUACACGAAGACGAGCACUCCAAAAUGUUCUUAAAGACCAUAUACAGGAACGUUCUGGAUGAUGUCUAUGAAUACCCAAUACUUGAAAAAGAAUUGAAGGAAUUUCAAAAGAUACUUGGAAUGCACCGUCGUCACACCGUUGAUGAGUACUCUCCACAGAGGAAGAAUAAGGCCCUUUUCCACCAAUUCAGUCUUAAGGAGAACUGGCUCCAGCACCGAGGCGCUGUGACUGAAACAGAGGAAAUUUUUUGCCAUGUGUACAUCACGGAGCACUCGUACGUCAGCGUGAAGGCGAAAGUUUCCAGUACGGCUCAGGAGGUCCUAAGAGUCGUGGCGGAGAAGAUCCAGCACGCGGAAGAGGACCUGGCCCUGGUGGCCGUCUCCUUCUCUGGGGGAAAGCGUGAACUUCAUCCCAAUGAUCUAGCCAUCUCCAAAUCCCUGGAAGCAUCUGGUCGGAUAUAUGUCUAUCGGAAAAACCUGGCUGACACUUUGAACCCUUUUGCCGAAAACGAGGAGUCCCAGCAAAGGCCGUUGAGGAUCUUGGGAAUGAACACUUGGGAUCUUGCUCUGGAAUUAAUGAAUUUUGAUUGGAGUCUCUUCAAUUCGAUUCACGAGCAAGAGCUGAUCUACUUCACAUUCAGCAGACAAGGCAGUGGGGAGCACACCGCGAACCUCAGCCUCCUGCUCCAGCGCUGCAAUGAGGUCCAGCUCUGGGUGGCCACGGAGAUUCUGCUCUGCAGCCAGCUGGGCAAGCGGGUGCAGCUGGUGAAGAAGUUCAUCAAGAUCGCCGCCCACUGCAAAGCCCAGAGGAACCUGAACUCUUUCUUUGCUAUCGUGAUGGGUCUCAACACGGCUUCUGUCAGCCGCCUGUCGCAAACCUGGGAGAAAAUCCCUGGGAAAUUUAAGAAACUUUUCUCUGAACUUGAAAGCUUAACAGACCCUUCCCUGAACCACAAGGCCUACAGAGAUACCUUCAAAAAGAUGAAGCCGCCCAAGAUCCCCUUCAUGCCCUUACUGCUCAAAGAUGUGACAUUUAUUCACGAGGGAAACAAAACAUUUUUGGAUAAUCUCGUCAAUUUUGAGAAGCUGCAUAUGAUUGCAGACACCGUCCGAACCCUGAGGCACUGCAGGGCCAACCAGUUUGGAGGGGACGCGUCUCCGAAAGAGCACCACGAGCUGAAGUCCUACGUCACUCACCUGCUCGUCAUCGACAGCCAGCAGGCCCUGUUCGAGCUCUCCCAUCGGAUCGAGCCCCGGGCCUGAGCCGGCCGCGCCCCCUGAGCACCUGCAGCUCUCCCGCCCGGGAUGGCAGUGCCCGGCAUGCCCCUCUCCUGGGAGAGGAAACUGCUGAGUUUUAUCAGUCACACAGGACUCGCUCAGCCACUGCGGUGGGGGAGGGCCUCGCCCCCCUCCCCACGCCUCCCAGCUCUCACUCUCCGGGCGAGAAGGCAGAAGACUCAGAGCAUCUCGGCCCAGGGAAGUCCGGUUCCUUACACGGCUGUGCAUCCCCUCCAGUUUUUACCUUGAGAUGCACCGGCAUCAAGACCGGGGGGCCUAUCUUGGUACAGCGGCCGGAUAUGCCAGCGAGAGCGAGCGUGACUCACACAGGAGCAGCGCUGCUUCCCCGGGGAGCGGUCCCCGGGUCUAGGCUGUCCAGGAAGGGGCUUGUCUGAGCCCCAGAAGGAGACGGCAGGUCCGGCUUUCCGGGGAGGAGGCGUGGUCUCUGUUGCUACGCACUGUGACCUCACCGGAGGCCUCCUGGGUCUGCGGAGUCUGUGCCCCGAGUCCCCCCGGAAGGGAAUCGUCAGGGCAGGCCUUGCUCUGCACCCACAAUCACUCACGGGUGUCGGCUCGCCAGGGAAAUUCGUUUCUGCUCAAGUGAUUUGCAACGGUGGACACGUGAGGUUGCGUGGUGGUUUUGCCAAUAAGGAAAAGUAGGAAUCCUUAGGAGACUGGCUCCUGGGCUGAUUUCCUUGACACGUGCAAGCAGGCCCUCCUCCUAUUGGGGACAACACGGUUUUUGAAAGAGUGCAGUGCCUGACACAUCGCAGGCUCCAUAACCGUUUAUCAGGUUGACAGUCAGAGGCGCCUGACGGUGCCCUGGUGCUCCGCACGCCGCCGCGGGCUCCUUGCCCACCGCGUGCAGGGGUGGCAGCCGGUCCAGGGAGGUGAGUGGGCACUCCCUCCCUAGGGAAGAGCAAGGGAGGAAGGUGGUGCUGAUUGCCCGUCUCACAGCAAACCUCUGGUGUAUGCUGGACCCUCACAGUUCACCUAGAGUUCACCUUCCAGCCAAAUGUGUUUGUUUUCCUCCCUGAGUCUUUUAAGUGUUUUGUUUUGUUUUGUUUUAAUUUCCAUUUUUAUAGAUUAGGGCUCUCUUUUCUAGUAAAUAAGACCCUGGCUAUUCUCCAGAAUACGUUAGCGUCCCCUUGUCCUUCGUAAAAACCUGUGGGAUACAGCAAUGAAAUGCACCCAGCCAGUUUUACUAGUUAUACUCACCAUGUUGCUAAGACCCCAGGGCACACCGGCUUCCUGUGCCAGAUCCACGCACGUUCCAGCCCUGGGAGCCGGUGCCUUUGCGUCCCGCACCUUCCCACCACCUCAGCUCCUCCGUCCGGGGCUGCCUGACCCUCACAGCAGGGCUGUGUCCCGGCUCAAAGCCACAGAGAGCAUGAGUCGCUGGAAGGAGCCUGAAGGAGAAGUUAUUGGUAGAACUUUCAGAGAGAUUGCGUCUGCCCCGGCAUGUCAGCCCUGAAAAUUAGCAGGAUUUUUCCAAAAGCGCCACCAGGGCUGGCCCACGAGAGAGAUGCUUCCCACUGCUGGACUGGCAGGGGAUCCGCUGGAGGGGACCUGAGCCUGGAGCCAGGGCAGCAGGCUUCUCUGGGGCCGAUCACACGCUGCAGGGGGCAGGGGCUCGCUGCACACACAGGCCUUCCUGUCUGCUUCAUGCUGGGGAGGAGCGUUGGCCCGGUCAGACCCUCUGAGGCCGUUUGGACAUUGUCUCCAUGCUUUGCAUUUGAGUUUUUAUUCACAUAGGAUCUGCUUUGCUCCAACAAAAAACGAUUGCAGUUUCUUUAGGUAGAGAACGUUUUCAGCGAAGCACCUGUUGCUUAGAGCACAUUUCAGAUAUGGCCAUGGCCACACGAACCCACGCGUGCAUCACGCUUAACCCCGUGUUGGUGGUAUAGGCAGAGCACGCCCCGCAGCGCGGGCAGACACAGGCAGGGAGAGCGAGGUGCGGUCACGUCUCCUCCAGCCGUGGUCGGUGGCCUUCAGGGGCAGCCGAGGGAAGGGCGAGUUUUGUUCCAUUUAGAUUUGCUUUUUCAUCCCCAUCUUCCGAAUGUCCACACCUCCCAAUCCUUCUGAAACUUAGCAACUGUCUCCAGCGGUGUCCCGGGCUGCCGCUCUCAGAGAUGUCAGAAGCGGAGAGGAGACGUGAGCCUGGGACCAAAGAAUUCAAGGUGGAAUUGUGGGAGCCGGGUUUUGCUCAACAUGGAGCUCUUUCUAAAAGCCUGAGCCCCCAACAGUGAGCGACCGACGUGGGCCUCAGGGCUUCCUGUGAGGGGGGAUGGGCUGUGCUCCCUCCAAAUCCUGCCGCAGCCUCUUGUGCUGGCUAGUCAGACGGACAGACGGACUGGAAGACGUCUGUGCUGCUCUCCGGCUCUUUUAGAUUGUUAUGACCGCACAGAACCUCCAUUCGCCCCCGAAAGCUGCCAGCUGCCGCCGUCUCCAACCCUUCCGAGCGGUUCUCUCUGUCAGCAUCCCUGUGAGCCAGCCCCGCGCAGACAUCGGCACGGGCAGGCUCCCGUGGGCAAACCCGCAACCUUGCCAAAUGUCUUCUUUCUCCGUCCAGUCUUCCAGAUGCUCCAAAGAGCACAGCGUUUCAGAGUCACUCUUCAUUACAAUCUGCACAUUUGCCAAACGGUUGCCCUGAUACACAGGAUGGCCUGCAUUCGCUUUAUCCUACAUCAUCAGUUACGUUUAGAAAAGAAGUUCACUGACCCAGACCCUGUCCACAGGCACGUCAGGUGGGGAGUGCGCUGAGCUCAGCAGCAUGAGGACAAAGUAUUAUAAAAGCCCACCCCCCUCCCGGUGGGAGAAGUGGCUGCAGGAAGGAGAGGAUGCCUAGGACCUGGGCUUGCCCUGCGGGGAGCCCUCCCUCCCCCCCUCACUCCCCUCUCCCUGUUCCCGCCCGGCCGCCUUGUGGCAGCCACCACGAACACAGUCGCAGACUCAGUGUUCCCAAAUGGCACAAGUAACCCAAGCUUCUUGGAAACUAGGGGAAACCAUGGAAAUGGGUGCCGUUGGGGGUCCUGCUAUCGCCUGACAUGGAGUUUCUGGUCAAUGCUUCCAACAUGUCCUUAAGAUUUCAGCCUGCUCGUGACGAGCGGGCCACUGUGUGAACACUGGGAGGGGGGAAACGUUUUUUAAAAUUUGCCAAAAAAGCUAGAUGAACAUGCACCACUGUACAAAGCAAAGCUGUACAUACUAAACGUUUUUUAGCAGAGUACUAUUUAUUUGCAUAGCCUAUUUAUUGUAUUCGUAUCGCGCUGUUAUUAAAUGCUGGGACCGAGUCCACGAGCGGCCGCGGCCAGGGUGCCCACCUCACUUCUCAGGGACCACACCCCGUUGUUUCCCACCAUCACCGGAGCUGGUAAAUAUGAAACAUGGGUUGAGUUACCAGAAUCGCCAUUAACAGUAUUUCCCUUCUCAGACUUCAUGCUUUCUGCUUCUGUACAUAUAUGACUGUGUGCUGUGUAUUUAUCGAAGCUAGUAAGCAAUAAUUUAUAUGUAAAAAACAAAAACACAAAAAAACACAAAAACAGCCGGGCAAUAUAAGGUGAAAACUUAUACGUCACUGUUACCUUGUAUUUUCAAGUGUUUUUUUUAAAACUGCUUUUCCAAAUAUAAGACGAUGCUAAUAAUGC